UUGCAUCUUGUCAUCUUGAUUGAUCCCCUCCUUCUUUAGCAUUGGUCAGUACCUCGACUCUGGUUGGCAAAGAGAGGAGGAUUUCUGCAGGGAGGGCUAGGUUACAGUCUCGGGAUGCCAGGUACCGCUCCUCAAAGCAAAAAGACCUGAGGAAACCCCUGGAGAUGAGGAGAGAAGAGGCCGCCUACUCCUUGCCUGUGCACCAGACCUUCCUUCUCCUCUACUCUCAGGAUGCUUGCUGCUCAUCAGAACAUGAAUACUGCCCUGCACAUGGGCAUCGCCCGCUCUCCACCUCGCAACUGGAGAGGAAUUGGGAUUUCUCUGCUGGUGGUUGCCAUGCUGGCCUCCAUUAUCAUUGUGGCUAUCCUGAUGCUCACACCAGAAGACCCUCCGCUGGGCUACCGCACCCCACUGACGCUUGCUGAUCUGGAAAGUGAUGAAUUCCAACCUCAGCACCCCAAGGUACAUUGGCUAACAGAAGACGAGUUAGUGGUGCUGAGUGACACAGGAACUAUGACGAAGUGGCACGUGAGCCAAAAGAACAGCACCCUUUUGGUGGAGGACAGAAAUCUGCAUUUUUUGAAAGCUUCCCAUUUCCAAGCAUCUCCAGAUCUGCAGUUCCUGCUUUUGGCUUGUGAUGUGCAGCAGGUUUUCCGCUACUCUUUCAUGGCCCACUACCUGAUCUAUAAUGUGGGCACCAGAGAAACCAGCCUCCCAGAUCUGCCUAAAGCAGAUACAACACAUCUACAAUAUGCAGCCUGGGGAGCCCAGGAUGAUCAGUUGGUAUUUGUUUUGGAUAAUGACAUUUACUAUCAACCUAGCGUCACCAGUCGGGCCAAGCGGAUCACUUCAUCUGGACGCCAAGAAGCUAUCUUCAAUGGAAUUUCUGACUGGUUGUAUGAAGAGGAGAUCCUGCAAUCAGCCUCUGCACAUUGGUGUUCCCCUGAUGGCGUUUGGCUGGCUUAUCUUAGCAUCAAUGACUCCAUGGUUCCCAAGAUGGAGCUUCCCCGCUUCCUGGGAGGAAACUACCCAGCCAGCCAGCACUAUCCAUACCCAAAGGCUGGCCAGCCCAUCCCAUCUGUUCGGCUUUUCGUGGUGAACCUUUCUGGGGUGCUUCGCGCAUUGGAGCUCCUCCCUCCCGAACCCCUCCAGGGCAGGGAAUACUACAUCACUAUGGUAAAAUGGGUGACUCAUUCCCAGCUGGCUGUGCGAUGGUUAAACAGGCCGCAGAACAUGUCUCUAUUGAGCCUUUGUGAAGCUGCCACAGGAGCUUGUACUGAGAAAUACAAACUGACAUCGGACAUCUGGGUGGACAUGAAGCAAGGAGUGCCUGUCUUUUCUGAAGAUGCUGAAACCCUGUUUCUCCCUGUGCCAGUGAAGCAAGGCUCUCGUGGGGAUUUCUACCACGUCACCAUGCUUUCCACACAGUCCAGCCGCAAAGAGAGCAGUGUGCGCCUCCUGACCUCUGGAAACUGGGAUGUCACCAGGAUCCUGGCAUACGAUGGGCAUACCAGGCGCCUAUAUUUCCUGAGCUCAGAAGACAGGCCCAGCUCAAGACAUUUGUACAGUGUGGACCUGGACAGCACCUUCAAUCGCACCUGCGUGACCUGUGCCUUGCGCCCCGGCUGCUCCUUUGUGGAUGUCCUUUUCAGUCCCAGGAGAAAACAUUUUGUACUGUUCUGCAAAGGACCUGCAAUUCCUCAAGUCUCUGUUCACUGCACAGCAAACCCCCAAGACUUCGUUCUUCUGGAAGAGAACCAAUCUUUGCAAGAUGGGCUUCUUCAUAAGGAGACUCCAUUGGUGGAAUUCCGGACUUUCCGGCUGGCUGGCUUUGACCUGCCUGUGCGUGUGACUCUGCCACCACCUCAACAGUGCACCUUCUGCCCAUUGCUUCUGAUGCUGCCAGAAACCCUAGGAGGCCAGCUGGCGACUGAGGAAUUCCACCUCGACUGGGAUACUGUCCUCUCCAGCUAUCUGGGUGCAGUGGUGGUCCGUUUUGAUGGCCGGGGCUCUGGAAACCAAGGGCUCAAGCUCUUGCAUGAGGUCAGCCGCCAUUUGGGCUCCUUGGACUUGAAAGACCACGUAGCUUUGAUGCAAUGGCUGCUGCAACUUCCCUAUGUGGAUCAGAGGCGCACAGCGGUCUAUGGAAAGGCCUAUGGAGGUUUUUUGGCACUGAAACUCCUGGCAGCAGAAAACCUCUUUAAAUGUGGCGCAGCCGUGGCACCCAUCACCAGUUUCCGUUUCCACACUGCCACCUUCUCUGAACGCUACCUUGGAAUGCCAGCCCGGGAGGAUGCAGCCUACACGGUGGCCUCUGUCUUGGAGGAAGCUGCCCGCCUCAAGGACAGAAAAUCCCUGCUUGUGCAUGGAACUGGUGAUGCUACAGUUCAUUUUCAACAUACAGCUGAACUUCUUGUCCAGCUUCUAGCUGCAGGGUCCAACUACACCACUCAGAUCUAUCCAGAUGAAGGCCAUGUGUUCGUUUCAAAACAGAACAAGCAUCACCUUCGUCAGACGCUCUACUCCUUCUUUAAGAGUUGCUUUGAGGAUUCAAAGCAUCGUCACUUGCUAGCAGAUGAAGACGAGGACUCAUAGUGGCUCCUCAAUAUGGGAUUUGAACGACAAACCAGUGCCAAUCCUCCAUGACUUUUUCUCUGCUGUAUUGACAUGUCUUGGUUGUAUUUUGCACAUAUCAAGAGUCACUACCCUUUGGAUACUGUGUUAAAGCACACAACUGGGCACUGUUUGCAGAAUUAAAGUAUCCAGCAUGUUGUCACUUUAAGAUUUACCA
Anolis sagrei ordinatus is the source of this 2791-nucleotide messenger RNA. Its product is annotated as inactive dipeptidyl peptidase 10-like. Gene Ontology annotation, biological process: proteolysis; regulation of potassium ion transmembrane transport. Gene Ontology annotation, cellular component: voltage-gated potassium channel complex; plasma membrane. Lineage: Eukaryota; Metazoa; Chordata; Lepidosauria; Squamata; Anolidae. The record is from RefSeq and is a predicted model, not a curated record. Gene Ontology annotation, molecular function: serine-type peptidase activity; potassium channel regulator activity.